Cyprinodon variegatus (sheepshead minnow) is the source of this 4057-nucleotide messenger RNA. RefSeq names its product palmitoyltransferase akr1-like. The record is from RefSeq and is a predicted model, not a curated record. The transcript has 10 exons. The coding region runs from base 123 to 1832 and encodes 569 amino acids. Gene Ontology annotation, cellular component: Golgi membrane. Gene Ontology annotation, molecular function: palmitoyltransferase activity; protein binding. NCBI's taxonomy places the organism in Eukaryota, Metazoa, Chordata, Actinopteri, Cyprinodontiformes, Cyprinodontidae. Gene Ontology annotation, biological process: protein palmitoylation.
UUAACGCUAAACACAAUGAAAGCUUUUGCAGUUUGCUGGGAAAAAUGAUCUCUCGUCCUACUUCGCAUCAUGAUGUAAUGCUGCUUUUCCCGGGGUGCUGAUUUCUGCUGCAGUUCCUCUCGAUGGAAAUCCAAGAGGACAGAUUUGGUGCAACGCAUGCGAUGCCGCUGUGCGACGACAGUGGUGGAGACAUAUUUGACUGUAUACAAAGAGGAGAUGUUGAACAGUGUAUACUUUUCGUGCAAAAUGAUCGAUUAAUCCUCAAGCAUAAGGGCUGGGGUGGAUUCAGCCCUCUCCAUUAUGCUGCCCUCCAUGGAAACCGCUCCCUAGUGGACUUCUUCCUCAGUGCUGGUGCAGACCCCAAUGUUACAUGUGAUGCAGGGCAGACUGCUUUUCAUUUUGCCUGCAGGCAGGGAAACAUCUACAACAUGCAUAAAAUGGUGCAAUACGGUGCAGAUUUGCGGCUUGUGGACCUGCAGGGGAAAACAUCCAUGCAUCAUGCAGUUACUGGGGGCAGCAUAAUCGCCGUGCACUAUCUGUGGGAGACAGGAAUGUUCCGAUUCUCUGACACUGACAUGUACAAGGUGACCCCUCUUCACCUCGCUGCAUCCACCGGCAAUCUAGACAUGAUUCGCUAUUUGCUCAAAGACCAGCGGUGGGUUGUGAAUGCAGUUGACCAGCAGGGAGCAACAGCGCUCCAUGUUGCAGCAGAGAGGGGCGCAGUAGAGGUAUGCUGGACUCUGCUGCAGAAGACCGGCUGCUUUAUGCUUCAUCUGAGGAACUACAGCGGCCUCACCCCACUGGAUCUCUGCAAACAGGGAAGAACCUUCAGACAUCAGCAACUUGCCAAACUGCUAAAGCGAUACAUAAACGAGCCAAUACAUCACAAGCCCAGAGAAUCUGAUGCGCUAUACUACUGGACGCUGCUUUUUCCAUCUGUUAGUGGAGCUGCCAUCCUGCUGAUAGCAGCCAUGUUUGGAGGCUAUGGGGGCCUUGUCUGUGCUCUCCUCUUCCCAUGGCUGGCCAGAAGCAUUUUCACUCAGUAUCACCGCAUGACCUCGUUCCAGAGGUUAGCUAAUCCAAUAUACCUGGGGACGCUACUGGCUGGUGUGAUCCAUUCCCUGGUGUGCUUCUGUGGAAGAAUUAUGCCUAGUGUGUGGCCCACUAGCACUAUCGCUCAGGUGUCCUGUGUCCACUUCUUCAUACUGGUUAGUCUCUUCUACAUGGUUCUGACUCAGGAUCCCGGGGUUUUAGAUCAAGCAGAUGCAGAUCCUCGGUUUUCCUGUAUUGCUGACCUGGUGGAAAACAACCAGAGCCCUCACAGGUUCUGUCCGUACUGUGAGCUUUUCCAGCCGGACUAUACAAAGCACUGUAAACUGUGUGAAGCAUGCAUCUUAGACUACGACCAUCACUGCCUUUUCCUCAACCGCUGCAUUGGCCGGGAGAACCACAGACUCUUCCUCGUCUUCAUCCUCUCGUUGGUGACCGCCCAUCUUCUUUUCAUCGCCUCAGGGCUAAGUUACCUGUACGGCAUCAUGCCAGAGGCCAGUCUUAGCUUCUCAAUGUGGCUCACUUUGUUAGGAGAGGAGUUCUGGGUUGUAGUGUUGAUGAUUAUGAAUGCACUUACUCUCCUGUGGGAGGCGUGGCUUCUGACUGAGCAGUUUGAAGCCAUCUCAGCCAGAACGACCACCUAUUUUAUUCACGGUGAGGUUGACGUAAAGCAGAGGCCACUGGGGCAACGCUUGGCGGUCGUAGCAGCCUUUGUACUCGAGGGACGCAAAUCUGUUGGCCUCAGACAAAAUAGAGAAGACAAAAAUGCCAUAGACAUUUAAGUGAUGGUUCGACUCUUACAAAGCUGUCCUGUUGAUCUCAGCAUUGUUGCUCAUGACCAGAUUUAAAGCUUCAGAUUGUUCAAAUGUAAUGAUAAUGUUUUGCUGAUUCCAUUGCUAUUUAUGAUUUUAAUGUAGAUUUUUCUGAUAGCAGCUGGGACUGACCUAAGACACAAAGUGGUUAGAAAAACUGAUACGACGAAUUGCUAGACGUGACUCACAAAACAGAAAUCAGUCAGACCAAUCCUAUUACAUAAUCCCGUUCAGAAAUGAGUAAAGAAAUAAAAAUGAAACAAAGUGACUUAGAAACAGGGUUGUAAAGGAAUAACAAAGUUGAAUCUAACAGAGUGCACAGAAGGAGAUAAAAAAACAAAAAACAAAGUCAGAUUAUAUCUAAAAGAACUUAAGCUUGAAAUCUAAACCACAUAAAACACAUCAUUUUGAAAUGGAUAACAGAUUGAAUACAAAGGCCAAAACACAACAAAAAAAUAUUGAUACAUAUGAGGAAAGAAAUUCUCUUAAUUCUUCCAUCUGCUGAACGUCUGCCCUUUCUGGGUUUUCUUUUAAAUUACUCUCUCUUUUCUUAAAUUUUUAUUUGUUAAAUCUAUUUUCCAAACUUCGAUCAUCCUUUCCUUCCAACGUUCAUUUUAGUUUUACUUUUGUAUGUUUUUCUUUUUCCAUCUCCUUUAGUCUUUUAUUUCAGUUUUUUGCAGGGUUCCAUAUUUACAUUCAGUCCAAUGUAAAAUCCUUUUCUAUGCAAUCAAGUAAAGUUUUGUUUUUAUGCUUUAGACUAAACAGGAGCUCUGGAAAUGUGGAAAAGUGUAAAAGUUAUGAAAACCAAGGAACCGUAAACAUACACCUGGCUGUAGAGUACAUUUACCAGCAAAUAUUCUGACUGCUUUACUGAAUAACUAUGACUAAACAUUUUAGUGGCCUUCUAUACUGCUUCUUUUAUGUGUUUGAUUUAAUUCUGUUAUACGUUAAAUGUUAUUAUUUUAAAGAAAUGUAUCCCAUAAGCAAAACUUUUAGUUAACCCCUGAGCAAGCUUGCGAUAGUAGUUAACCAACAGAUGCACUGAGAGACUUUGCUUCUAAUUUUAUCCUUUAAGCUCAUUCCAACCAUCAGGUUUCCUUUGCUCCUGCUAAUGAGACGUAAUAUUUAAUGCAUUCUGUUAAACGUGUUAAUUUCCUAAAUGUCCCACAGGACCAUAUUUCCAGGUAAUAGAUGAUGGUCCCCACACCCCUCUGAGGCUGUUUUGUCUGGACUGUGUGAGUAGCUCAUCAUGUAAUGGGAUUUAGCCUCUCAUCCAAUGAUGUGAUGGAGCAGACCAUAUUUAUUGAUAUGAAGUGCUGUUAAAAGUAUUUCCCUACAACUGAGUUGCCAUGGUAUUCAUAGCCCUUGAAUUUUCUUUACAUAAUGUUGAAUUUCAGUCACAAAAUUGACUUUAUCUUAUUAUGACCUUGUGCAAUAGACAGAUACAGUGGGGAGUAUUAUAUCUUUACUGUUUUUUUAUGUUUAUUUCCAUUCAGCUCCCUUAAGAUUACAUUUUGUUGAAUAACUUAUAUCUGACCAGGAACCUUUAUUAACCACAUAUCCUUUGUUGUAUUUAGUUCUCGACUCUGAUUGAGCACUUCUAACACAUGGGGUUACUCAGGAUCUUAGGUGUAUGUGAACAGUUAUUUAGUCUUUUUAAUAGGAUUUUUCCCAUAACUCUCCUUUCUUUGAUGAGAAUUAUCAUCCUGCUGUGCAUGUCCCUGCUUUAUACCUCCCAAAACUCCUAUACCCCUGUCCUGUUUGGUGUUUUCCUUGGUCUUCCUGAGUUAAACCUCUGAGACCUUGACAGCUGCAUUUCUACUAAGAUUAAAUUACACACUGGGUGACUGAUUUGGUUACUUCUGAAGGCAGCAACAGAUUUUAUUUACAGGUAACAGAGUAAAGUACAGAAAUCUGCCAUACCUAAUGAUUUUUAUGUAAAACUCAUGUUAACUAUUUUGAAAAGGAGUCAUUUUAUCAACCACUUCACAGUUUUGCACUAUAUUAUUUAUAUAUGUAAAAUAUAGAAUGUUUUACUUGUAUGUGUUUCGCCAUUUUUAAAUCCACACCUGGUUUGUGGCUGCUGUGUUCUAUCCUAAAAACCUGUUUUGAUUUUGUUUGUUUUUUUAAAGGAUGUCAUGUGUAUUGAGGUUUAUAUGUGCAGUUAUGUUUAUUAAAAUGUUUUCCUUUUUGAA